Messenger RNA from Anopheles merus, 1095 nucleotides. RefSeq names its product protein SREK1IP1. The transcript has 2 exons. The record is from RefSeq and is a predicted model, not a curated record. Gene Ontology annotation, molecular function: nucleic acid binding; zinc ion binding. Bases 143 to 679 code for a protein of 178 amino acids. Lineage: Eukaryota; Metazoa; Arthropoda; Insecta; Diptera; Culicidae.
UUGAACUGCGUUCGAAGCACCCGAAACGAAGUUUUAACAAUACUUUUUAACUCGUAAAAAAUACGUAUUUAUACCGUGAUUAGUGACCCCAAACACACACACACACACACACACACACACACACACACACACACACACACACAUGGAGUACCUAACAGGUCUAUCGCAAAAGGAGAAUGUUCGCGCAGCCUGCAAAAAGUGUGGCUUUCCAGGACACCUGACGUAUCAGUGCCGGAACUACCUGACGGUCGAUCCGCAAAGCCAAGCCGUAGUACCGGUCCAAAAGCGUCCAGGUAGUGAAUCGCCCGAACAGAACUACCUCACACCACUGCAAGAGCUCCGGAAGCAGGAAGAGGAAGAAGAAAAGCGCAAAGCAGAGAAAGCGGCCCGCAAAGAACGCAAGGAACGGGCACGCCGCGUAAAGGAGGCACGCAAGGAGAAAAAGAAGCGCAAGCAUCGGAAAAGAUCCCGCUCGAGCAGAUCGGACGAUAGCGAUAGUUCGGAUAGGAGCACUAGCAGCAGCAGUAGUAGUAGUAGUAGCGAUAGUAAGCACAAAAAGAAAACCAAAAAGCGAUACAGGAAAAGGGAAGUGAAGCAAAGCAAAAGGGAAGUGAAAAAGUCCAAAAAGGUUAGGCACAGGCGCAAGCGAAAGGAUUCCGACAGUAGCUCGGACAGCUAGAGAGCAUCCGGAAUCAAUCACUCAAUUGUGUUUAAGGACAAUAGCUGUAUACAUACAUACACAUACACUUGAAAAACAGAUCAUGAAUUGCAAUACAUUUACGUUGAUGAAAAAACGUGAUCAUUUAAAAAAAGGCAUGGAUUGAUCAUAUCAGCAAUAAGCCUUUUUACAAUGGAUCUUAAGUGGCGUUGUAGGAAAGUCAGAAAAAACAAGAAUCAAUUUUAGGAAAGCUUUUCCAACUAAGCUUUUCCCUUUUAAUUUGUCAUUGUGGUUAUAUUAAGUAAAAUGCUAAACAUUUCCUUUUUUUCUUUUUAUUGAUCAAAUGAUUCAACACACAUUAUACGAUUAAUAGAUUCUACGAUAGUGCGAUAGAUUUGCGUUUUUUUCUUCUUAAAUAUAUUUGACGCUUCUACUGA